UUCCCGGGAUGCACCGACCCGCGCUGCCCCCGAGCAGCUUCCGCACGGAGCGCCCCCAAGAGCACAACAAUCAUUCAGAAUCCAAAGUGGAGGAAUCUAGCAUACUGCCAGCUGCUGAAUCAUCUGAGGACCAGACACCUAUAAUUGAAUCCCCACCACCAUUGCAUGCCUUUCCUGGGGUUAAAACACCAGCCAUCUGUAGUGGAAUUCCUAGUGCCUGCAAACAAGCUGGUUAUUGAGAAACUACCAGAUUCUGAGGACCAGUUACCGCUCAUUGAAUAGUCCACAUCCAGGGAAAGCUCACCUGAGAUCAGAUCAUCUGUGGGUGAACUGUCAAGUUUUGAAUUCAAGAUGUACAUGUCUGACUCCACACAGGAUGGUAACACACCUGAGGCUGCAUCAGCAGCAGCAGAGACUGAGUAUGAAAUACCAGAGCCGACAAUAUUUGAAAAUGCCUAUCAAGUGUCCAUUGAUUACGUGGAGAAACAUAAUAUUCUGCAGAUAUUUCAGGAGAUCACAGAAAAACUGGUGUACUCUAAGCCUGAUGACCCCUUGCAGUUCAUAUUGAUGGAGGUGCAGUCUAUGAUAGAUGCCAGACAGGCAGAAAUGGAGAGAAUAUCGGAGGAGAACAAAGAUGUGCAAGUGCUCUAAUUUCCUGAUGGAUGGCAGUGUAUUCCCAAAUGACUGUCUCUGUGGCUAUGAAGAGAACGCCAUAGAAACUUCAUCUAUCUAUAUUUAGCUAAAAGUCUGAUGAUUAGGUUGUGUGGUUCUCUGCAGCACAGCUUGGGCCCAAAAAGUCUGGGAAUAACAGAGGCAAGUAUUUGGCAUA
Messenger RNA from Empidonax traillii (willow flycatcher), 829 nucleotides. It is a transcript of the gene TEX55, whose product is annotated as testis expressed 55. The transcript has 5 exons. The record is from RefSeq and is a predicted model, not a curated record. The coding region runs from base 352 to 651 and encodes 99 amino acids. NCBI's taxonomy places the organism in Eukaryota, Metazoa, Chordata, Aves, Passeriformes, Tyrannidae.